This is a messenger RNA of Bombus pascuorum, 2928 nucleotides long. RefSeq lists its product as uncharacterized. Gene Ontology annotation, molecular function: translation activator activity. The record is from RefSeq and is a predicted model, not a curated record. The transcript is spliced from 8 exons. Gene Ontology annotation, biological process: regulation of translational initiation. Lineage: Eukaryota; Metazoa; Arthropoda; Insecta; Hymenoptera; Apidae. Bases 329 to 1846 code for a protein of 505 amino acids.
GUUCCAAUUUGAAGAGCGGAUGGUGAGAUAUUAACUAACUUCUCGCGUUUACCAUCGAUCGUAGUCGAUUACAAGGGGGAUUUGCUGUGGACAAAUUUGCGAGGCCGACUUUUGAUGUUCUGUUUAUGAGGCGGCACGCGUUUUAUUGUGAAUAACGGACCUAACGGACUCAGCGGAAUUACUGAACUUAUGUGGUAAAAUACGUACGACCACCAAGUGUGCGUUUCGAAUCUUACUACGGGUGACGGUUCCCCACCGGUGUCAUCGCCGUCAUUUAACAUAACCUCAAAGUGAUCACAUAAUCAAGAAAAUCUUAGUCAGGGAAAGCAUGAAUCCUUUGGGAGGUGAUGGAAGUGGAGACGGGGACGUGGAACGACGUGGAACCGGACGUGGUCGUGGUAGGGGUCCGUGGACUUCCAGCCCACAGGAUAUCCCCAUAUUAAGAAGACCGCAUCAUGCUACAUCUGGAAUGCAAACAGGAUCAGUAGAAUCAAGAAGCAUGGAACAGGGCAAAUUGGAUAAGUCUUUCGAUGAUAUUAUCCAGAACUCUACAUUGUCCGUUCAUGCAGCUGAAUUUGUUCCAAAGUCAUAUCCUGUUAAGCAGCGUCAUCAACAACAGAUAUAUAUACAUAAACACUCAGUUCAAGAUAGGCUACAAAUGGCACGUGAAAUACCUCUCCAAGCACAAAUGCAGCAAAAUCCUGCGUAUAAUUAUGAUGCUUCUCAACAUUAUCAGCAAGCAGAGCAAGUUCAACAGUUUGAUAACCUUUCACAACAGCAACAGCAGGAACAACAAUCAAAUAUGCAAGAUUAUGGUCAAUUUGAUGAUGGUUCAGGAGACUACAGAGACAAACAUCAGGACUCGAAUAUAGAAGAUGAUAAUUAUAUAAUUGAAUUUGCAAACAUAACACAGAAUUUAAUGAGUGUUAUACAUUCGUUGAUAUUAAAUCCAGGGCAUUUCACUUUGAUCGUGCCGCCGCUCAUAAAUAAUCUUAGGCCUUAUUUAGGAAUUCCUAGUCAAUUUCAAGAAAUUAUAAAGAUAAUAAUUCAACAGUCUAUAAAUGAGGGUAAUUUCCGGUACAGUGGUGCUCGACUUUGCGCCUCUUUGGACAAUAGUUUGACUCCCAUAGAACAGACGUCUUUCAGAUGGACUUUGUAUACUUUGUGUAAAAGUGAAACAGACAGUCAAGCUUCUAACUGGCAACAAAAGGAGAAUCACACAGAGGAAGAACAGAAGAAUUGUCACGGGUUGAUAUUACUUCUAGCUGAAUUGGUUACUCAAAUGGAUCACGCUUCUGCGUUUACUUUAGGAAACUUAUUAAUUCAGUUUAUUAUUAUUAUAUUAAAAAAGCCCGCGCCGAAUUCUGUCAAGAACAUCUGUCAAGCUCUUAAGUUGGCAGGACAAACUUUAGAAAAGGAUAAAGUUGAAAGUCGACGCAAAGAAAUGGAGAACAUGAUGCGGGCUCUAACGGAAAUUGUAACAGAAGGUAGAGUGGAUUCACACAUAGGACAUAUGGUACAUAGUGUCCACGAAUUGAGAAACGGAAACUGGGGUCAGAGUUCUGAUAAUUCUACGACAGUGGAAUCAAUAGAGCCAUUAGAUCCCAACCAGGCCAUCGAUGAACCAGUUUUAUAUGGUCCUGACGGCAAGUUAUUAACCCCGGAGGAAAAUAAAUUCUUAGAAGAAGUUUCCGAUAGCACAAUGAACAUCGAGGACCACAUCAUAUCGGAACAGGGAUAUGAAGGUGAAGAACCAUGGAUGUCGGAGGACGACGACAUAGAUGCAGCAUACGAAGAAUUUUUAAAGAAUAUUCCGAAGCAGAUUAAAAACCAGACAAGAAAGUAAUCGGGAACACACGACUACGGUUACCUACUAUAAGUCAUUAUUGUGUAAUUUCGUCUCAUAGUUGGAAACUAUGAGGGUGGUUUCCUAAAUUGCGUUCGAAAAUUUUUAUAAUGUAAAAUGAAACGCAGACUAAAUCGAAUGGUAUGCUGGAAGCUUUUUUUUGCAUUUGUACAAUAGGUCAUCGAAUAGAUUAGUCUCGAGUUUUUAUUUACGAAUAUACUCUAGGAAACCAUAUCGUUUCAAUUACAAUUUUUCGCGCAGACAUCUAUAAUAAAUUGUUUUUCUUUUUUUAAACUCAUAUAUCACAUUUAUAAUCGUGCACACAGUUUCUUAAAUUUAGCAAUGAAUGUCGCAAAUGUUUGUUCCUAGGACGAAAGACGAUAUAAGCUAUUUGUCUAUGAUAUACAAGUUUAUUAUUAAGUUAUUUAAAUUAUUGUAAUAAAUCAGCCAAACAAAUAAGGCAAAAUAUUAAUCAUUGUCUUCAUCAUUUUGAGAAUCUAUUACGAUCAUUAUUAAGAGAAUUUUGGUAUCUAACUAAUUUUCUUGCAGGUAUCAUAAUUGGGCAGAUAUGUUUAUAGUCUUUCCUUGUUUGCAUAAUAUAGUUUUAUAAGUUACGAGUGAUUUUUAAUUCGACGAUUUUUGAGAGUUCGAUUUCUUUAUCUGAUUUUUGAAAACCAUUGCGCAUAUAACGACCUUUGCGUCGAUGAUCGUAAUGUGCACGUGGAACCAUCGACACUGGCAGGUCCAUUUUUGGCGCGAAAGGAUGAUUGUCCAUCGAACAGUAGACUUGCAGUGCGAUUACUCACGCUCUCUGUAUUUAAUCUGUAACACGGUGCUUUUUUCAAAUAUAUUUAUCCCGUCAUCGGGUCUACAUUCCGACCAGUGAAAGUCGAUCUAUUAAAAAAAGAAUAGUUGAUUUAUUAUGUAAUUGAAGCAUCGAACUCUACCGCGAUUUGUUAGGAUGUUAUUUAUUAAUUUAUACGAUCGAUAUAUUUAUAUUUGAUUAGAAGAAAAUUUUGUAAUGAGAUAUAUCAUGUACCAAUAAAAAUAAAAAGGAAAUAUGUCAUUUUUAUUAGGAUAAA